This is a messenger RNA of Haemonchus placei, 1734 nucleotides long. NCBI's taxonomy places the organism in Eukaryota, Metazoa, Nematoda, Chromadorea, Rhabditida, Trichostrongylidae. The record is from the annotation of a GenBank genome assembly.
AUGAGUACAAGACGUAAAUUACUACAUGGUGGCGAGGGUCUUGGUUUAAAAUCGGCAGUUCCACCCGAAAAGCCGCCAAGAGGUUUUCCUCGAAAUGGACCAGUUCGCAUUGAACCACUAGGAAGUGUGGCUAAUCAAGAAAAAACUACUCAGCUACCAAAAUCGCCUGCUUUGUCGCUUUGUCGGUUUUCUACGACGGAAAAGUACACAAAUAUGAAGAAAUAUUUUCGGGAGAUGGUUCAAAAAAGGGAUGGCGGCGAGUUUUCUGGAUAUGAUGCUGUAAACAUCUUGGAUGAUUAUCUCGAAAUGAAUCGUGAACAAUUUUCCGCCAACAUUGUCCGAAGGCAGAAUUCUGUCAAGGUGCUUGAUAUGUGGCUACGGGAAAAUGUGAUUCGCCCUGUUCAGACGUCCCAUAGAGACUCUCCACCUCCUUUUUGUGAUAGUAAAAAAAGCCUGUACACCAUGAAUCCAGAUUCCGAUCACAAAUUAUAUAUUUGCUCAACGCCGACCACUUACAACAUGUCAGUAGGAAGAAGACCAUCGCGAACGAGCUCGUUCAAGCGUUUCUUCUCCCCGAGCCGAACAAGACAUGCUGAAAACAUGAUAGUUCGAUCUCCUUCGGCGGCUUCUGAACCGACAACUACUACAAGGCAACUGCCCUAUAAACAUACUACUCCAAAAUCAAGUACAUUUACUGCAAGAACUCGCCCUAGUCCUACGAACACGAACAGUCGCUCGCUUGAAGAAGAGGCUAUGCUACAUGACGCUGCGUUGUUUCGCUUGCUCACGAUUGUUGAAAUACCGAUGCUCGAUGACCUUACUUCUGCGCCUGGACAGACAACGAAAAGUGCUUCAAUACUUUCCACGAUACUUUCGAAAAUCGGUCUAGGAGGUACUACACCCGAGACGAUUGCAUCAAAAGAGGAAGAAAUGGAUAACCUCCUAGAAAAUACACCUUCUAUCCGGCCCCUCGUGCCGUGGUUUCAACUUGCACGAAUUUGUGCUCCUGGCCUUUACUUCAAGUCUAGUGGACAGAAACCGAAGCGAGAGGAAAUUCACUACUGGGCUAAAGCAUCUUUGCAGGCGGUAUCUAAUCGGUAUUCGUCGAUUACGUGUCGCGGAUCGUCUCCAUUGAUUCCCACUGAAUUCUCUCCUAUCAUUGAAGCCAUUAUUGAGCAGCUACUUGGAAAGAAGAAAAAGAAAACAAGAUUAGCUUUACAAUAUCUGUGCCUAAUGAUUCCUCAACGGCUUCGUAAACAUCUUUGCAAUGCAGUGCAGUUCCUCGAACGGACUAUAGGAACUGAUCAAUACAUGUCACUGCGAGAUCCAUUCUUUCUUGGCAAGAAAGAAGAUACAGAAAACUUCGAAAUAGUUCUCGAUGAGCUGAGACCAUACAUAUUUACGCAAAAAAUAGAGAGGCGAGACCAAAACAGAUUGAUUGAGGCACUGUUGGAGUUGAGGAAAGGGGACAGUUUGGGUAGGGAGCCAAUCGAGAUAGUAGAAGAUAUGAAGAGGAUGAGUGAGAAUGCUGACAACGCGGUGGUUCCUGUACGUUUUUGCGAAGCCGAAUCAUCCACGAACAAAUUUGAUGCCGAUGCUGAAGUAGCUCAUGCUCUGAUGGCCAUUAUUGACAGUACCGGUUUAUCCCUGGCUGAAAAACAGAAGAAAUGCGAAUUGUUCAGAGAGCAUCACCCAUCAAUAUACAAAAAAUAUUUUUCACACCUUACUUGGUGA